AUGAAGUAUAAUAUUUUUUCAUUUAUCGACCCUGCAGAUCUUGAAUUUGAUUUACCUUCAAGUUUACCGAACCUAGGCGUUUAUAAAGUUGGAUUACAUUUAAUUCAAAUUUUAACUGCUGUCCUUGUAUUAGUUACAACUGCUCCUAUUAUUUCAAUAGAAAAACGUUAUCAAGGUUGGAGUCAAGGAGCACCUAAUUUUUCUUUAACUAUUACCAUUAUUAGCUUCUUCCUAUCAGCUGCAUUAGCUGCUUUUCCUUGGUCAAAAAUUACAACAAAAAACUCUGGGUUACUGAAAAGAUUUUUUUUAAGACCAAGAACAAAUGUUAUUUUUACAUGCUUCAUGACAACGAUGUGGUUUAUUGCUAUGAUAUGUAUGUCAGUGCACUCAACAAGAGCAUCCAAUUGUGAAAUAAAUCCCACUUUAGAAAAAAAAUAUGAACAUUAUGCAAGUUCUUGGAAGAGUCAGUGUCAUUGUGCUAAAGCCUCUGCUGUAUUCUGUUGGCUUUCUUUUUUUGCAUGGCUUGCUACAACUGUACAUAGCGCAAUAUUGUUAUGGCAUGAAAAGAAAUUAAGACAUGCUGAGCAUGAGGCUCGUAUGGCAAAAAGGCAUGAAGAUGACAAUCAAACAGCUGUUAGUAGCAAUCCUUAUGAUGAAGACGCGCUUACAAUUGUCGAUAUGAAAUAUUCAGAAAAGGAUGGACAGCCAAUUGUGAAUUAUAAUAAUCCUGACUCUAUUGCGGAGGAAGAGGAGGAUUCAAAAAACCAUGUACCAACAGCUUCCAUGUCACCUACACAUCCUGCUCCUACGGUAUUAUCUCAUGCUGACAAUAGUAACUUUGUUUCUCCUUUUUCACCUACUAUGAUUGCCCAACAACCUACAUCACCUCAUACUACAGCAGGUCAUUAUGUAACUUCAUCACCCUAUUCAUCACCUCAUUAUUCUGUCACUAAUACGGCUCCUACUUAUCCUUCACCUUAUUCAAAUUAUGUUGCAUCCCCUCCUCCAUUAAAUGCUGCUGCUGCUGCUGCUGCUAGUCCUUAUCAAAGUCCAUAUAAUGCUUUGUCAACAUAUACAACACCAUCUACAAACGUAACUCCUUAUACUUAUCAUCAAGCAACUACUCAAUUCGCAAAUACUGCUACAUACCCCCCAUCAUCACCUACUACUUACUAUGCACCUGCUACUAAUGAUGUUUGA
Messenger RNA from Cokeromyces recurvatus, 1200 nucleotides. RefSeq lists its product as uncharacterized. NCBI's taxonomy places the organism in Eukaryota, Fungi, Mucoromycota, Mucoromycetes, Mucorales, Mucoraceae. The transcript is spliced from 3 exons. Gene Ontology annotation, cellular component: membrane. The record is from RefSeq and is a predicted model, not a curated record. Bases 1 to 1200 code for a protein of 399 amino acids.